AUUAAUUUUUUGAAGUGUGUAUUGUUCGUGGCGCACGGGCGCCCUGUUGGGCAGCUUCACAAGCUCGAACGCGGCCAUGUUGUUCGCAGGACCGACGCGAGUUUAGCGCAAGGAGGGGGGCCUGCCACAGUAUGAGGGUUUUCUUUUUUGUUUGCUUUAAGUCAUUAGGUUGUCCGGUAUCAUGUAGAUAUUAGUUUUGUUACACACUCCUUUUCUUUCUUUGUUUAUAUAUAUAUAUAUAUAUGUUGCAUUCCUUUGGACAUUUUCUGCGUCAGUCGCCACUGUUUUUCUUUUUCUUUUUUUUUUUUUGUAUUCCUUUUCCACAAACCAGGAUCAUCCGCAUACUGUGUCCUUACGGGUAGUCCGGAGUGUAACGGAGAUGGGGGAGGCAGUGAUUUCCAGCUUGAAUUAACAUAUAAUAAUCUAUCGAAGAGUUCGCGUUCACAUUCUGGUUGAAUUGUAUGCAUUUAAUUAACAAGAAGACGAAGAUCAAAGACACGUAUGUAACGCGUCCAGGCAAGGUUGAAGCUCCCUGAAACGCGCAACUGCAAGCUUUGAGGAUGGGUUGCGUGAAGAGUAAAGACGACAAAGGUUCUGCAGUUAAAUACAGACAUGAAAACAUGCAAGACUCUAUCAGUGCGCAUGUUGGUCAUUAUGGACCAGACCCCACUCAAAUAAACCAGUCUCCUGCCUCUAAGGGACCCACUUCAAACUAUAAUAAUCAUUCCAUAGCACCCUUUGGUGGGUCUUCUAUUAUGACACCCUUUGGAGGGGCAUCUUCAUCUUUUCCUGUGGUAACAAAUCCUUUCCCUGGUGUUGCUACAGGUGGAGUUACCAUUUUUGUGGCCUUAUAUGACUAUGAAGCGAGAACAACUGAUGAUUUAUCAUUCAAGAAAGGGGAAAGAUUUCAAAUCAUCAAUAACACGGAGGGAGACUGGUGGGAAGCUCGUUCCAUCAAUACAGGGAAAAAAGGAUACAUUCCUAGUAAUUAUGUUGCUCCUGCUGACUCCAUACAGGCUGAAGAGUGGUACUUUGGGAAAAUGGGACGCAAAGAUGCUGAACGGCUGCUUUUAAAUCCAGGGAACCAGCGUGGAACUUUCUUGGCAAGAGAGAGUGAAACUACUAAAGGUGCUUAUUCACUCUCAAUUCGAGACUGGGAUGAAGUGAAAGGUGACAAUGUAAAACACUACAAAAUCCGAAAACUUGAUAAUGGUGGUUAUUAUAUUACAACAAGGGCUCAAUUUGAAACACUCCAAAAACUGGUGAAACAUUACACAGAACAUGCAGAUGGUUUAUGCCACAGACUAACAACUGUGUGUCCAACUGUUAAGCCACAAACACAGGGACUGGCUAAAGAUGCUUGGGAAAUACCUAGAGAAUCACUAAGAUUAGAAGUGAAACUUGGACAAGGAUGCUUUGGUGAAGUAUGGAUGGGUACAUGGAAUGGAACAACAAAAGUUGCAAUUAAGACAUUAAAACCUGGCACUAUGUCACCAGAGGCUUUCCUUCAAGAAGCCCAAAUUAUGAAAAAGCUUCGUCAUGACAAACUGGUACCUCUAUAUGCUGUGGUUUCUGAAGAGCCCAUCUAUAUUGUUACUGAAUAUAUGGCAAAAGGUAGUUUACUAGACUUCCUUAAAGAAGGUGAGGGAAAACACCUAAAACUACCACAACUGGUGGAUAUGGCUGCACAGAUUGCAGAUGGAAUGGCUUUUAUUGAGAGGAUGAACUAUAUUCAUAGAGACCUGCGAGCUGCCAACAUUCUUGUUGGUGACAAUCUUGUUUGCAAGAUUGCCGAUUUUGGAUUGGCAAGAUUAAUUGAAGAUAAUGAAUAUACUGCUAGACAAGGAGCAAAAUUCCCUAUCAAAUGGACAGCGCCAGAAGCUGCAUUAUAUGGUCGAUUCACAAUUAAAUCCGAUGUAUGGUCUUUUGGCAUUCUUUUGACAGAGCUGGUUACCAAAGGAAGAGUUCCAUAUCCAGGCAUGGUCAACAGAGAAGUACUUGAACAGGUGGAACGAGGUUACAGAAUGCCUUGUCCUCAAGGCUGCCCAGAGUCACUCCAUGAGAUGAUGAAAUUGUGUUGGAAAAAGGAGCCAGAUGAAAGACCAACAUUUGAGUAUCUUCAGUCCUUCUUAGAAGAUUAUUUCACAGCUACAGAACCACAGUAUCAGCCUGGAGAUAACUUAUAAGUUUCUUAGACAAAAUGACAUUGCAGUGCACAUUCUGCAAGUCACUUCAUGUGAAAAAACUGGAAUUCCAGUUUUAGUUGCACAAACCACUUUUAUAAGUUUGCUCUGAAAGCUAAUCCUGGAAAUCCACUAGUAUGAUUAUUGGGGAUACUUUUUGUAUUAAUUUUAUAAAACUGACUUGCCAUCAUUUAUUAAAGGUGACCAAGGCUUGGCUUUGUUUUAAAGGAUAUCCUCCUGUUACUGGACUGAUCUGCAGAUCACUUUUUACAUGUCAUAACAGAUGUCUGAAUUUUCCGUAUUUAUUGUGCUGGAUGAAAUUUAAACUUUGAAAGACAUGAAAAAUUUUGAACAUUGUCUCUUCUUGUUCUUUUUUGUUUUUCCUCUACAAUUCUUAGGUUCAUUUGAUCAACUAAGCUGCAUGCACUGUUUUUUUAUUUUUUAUUUGAUCAUUAAAACUGGAAAUACAAGGUGUUAAA
Molecule: messenger RNA, 2662 nt
Organism: Erpetoichthys calabaricus (reedfish)
Lineage: Eukaryota; Metazoa; Chordata; Cladistia; Polypteriformes; Polypteridae
Gene: yes1
Product: YES proto-oncogene 1, Src family tyrosine kinase
Exons: 12
Coding region: 561-2186 (541 amino acids)
Biological process (GO): cell surface receptor protein tyrosine kinase signaling pathway; protein phosphorylation; cell differentiation
Cellular component (GO): extrinsic component of cytoplasmic side of plasma membrane
Molecular function (GO): ATP binding; signaling receptor binding; non-membrane spanning protein tyrosine kinase activity
Source: RefSeq, a predicted model, not a curated record